This is a messenger RNA of Drosophila suzukii, 1042 nucleotides long. It is a transcript of the gene RhoL, whose product is annotated as Ras-like GTP-binding protein RhoL. Gene Ontology annotation, biological process: small GTPase-mediated signal transduction. Gene Ontology annotation, molecular function: GTPase activity; GTP binding. The record is from RefSeq and is a predicted model, not a curated record. Lineage: Eukaryota; Metazoa; Arthropoda; Insecta; Diptera; Drosophilidae.
UGUGCUCACUUGUCAGUUGAGUUUCGCCGCGAUCGGUUGUGGUUGUUCGUUUAUCCGGUUUUAUACUCUCGUCGCCCGCCAUUAGUUCGAGUAAUCUCCACCACUUUGCGAUCAGGCCGCACGUCAUCGCCAGACGUGUUGUUCGAUUGACUAUUGCGAAUAAUACAAAUAAAAGUACGACUACGAAAACGUCGUAUCUAUAACUUUAUCCCAACAAAGACCACAGAAAUAAUCGGGAAUGACGACGACGAACAUAACGAAGAGUCCACGCCCGCUGAAAAUCACCAUCGUGGGCGAUGGCAUGGUGGGCAAAACUUGCAUGCUGAUAACCUACACGCAGAACGAGUUUCCCGAGGAGUACAUACCCACAGUGUUCGACAAUCACGCCUGCAACAUAGCCGUAGACGAUCGGGACUACAAUCUGACCCUCUGGGAUACGGCCGGACAGGAGGACUACGAAAGACUGCGGCCGCUGAGCUACCCAAAUACAAACUGUUUCCUGUUGUGCUAUUCGAUCAGCAGCCGCACCUCGUUCGAAAACGUCAAGAGCAAGUGGUGGCCCGAGAUCCGUCACUUCUCAGCUAAUGUUCCCGUGGUUCUGGUGGGCACAAAACUGGACUUACGCAUCCCCACGGAGAAGUUCGUGACCACACAGGAGGGCAAGCGAUUGCGCAAGGAGAUCCACGCCUCCAACUUGGUCGAGUGCUCGGCCAAGAAGAAGCAGAACCUGCAACAGGUCUUCGAGGAGGCGGUUCGAGCCGUUGAGCGGAAACCAAAGACGCCGUCCAAGCCAUCGUGCACAUUACUGUGAACUAAGUGUAUGCCUAAUGUUUAAUAUUGUUAUUAUGCGUAAUGUACUAUGUAACUAAUUCGUAUGACUAUUUGUGCUUUGUUUUCGCAAAAAAAGAAAAACUGUGUAGAAAAUCUAACGUUAAGUUCUUAUAAUUUAAGUGCCACUUGUGUAAAACCAUAUAUUUUACAUGCAACCAAAGGGCAUUACUUGUAAAAAGAAGAAAUAAAAAACAACACAAAAUGAAAAUGA